AUGUCGAUCACGGCAACUCCACCUCCUUCUAUUCCCCGUGAUGAUGUCCCAAAAAACUUUCAAUGUCACCUCGACCAAGUUCAGCGACACCCCCUUCCUGCGCGCCCUCUAGUGGAGGUGUGCUUGAAUGGUGGAUCCCAGCCAGAAAGUCGAUUAACCCUGCCUGAAGCAGAAAAACUCCAGUCAGACCUUCAAUCGACUCGGUCUGAACCAGAAAAAUCACAGCGAACUGUUCCUCUCCAGCAGCUUCCUUCAAAGUCCUGUCCCGGAGAUGCAGUGCAGACUCAAGAUAUCCCAGCUACUAUGCACAUCGACCCUGCUAUUCUGUACGAUGGUUCAAGUCCACAUACCGAGCACGAACCCGAAGUUGCGACCUACCUAAACGCCACUGUUUUAGACAUUUGUCCUUCGCCGGAGCCACCUAUUAUCAACACAGAUCUAACUCCGCGAUCGACCCAACAUAACGCAGAGGACACGGUGAAAUCGAAUCGACAAACCCCUCGAGUGAUGAAGCGCCCGUAUACUCGAAAGCGAGCGACGGGAAAGGGUCCUAAUCGGCUACCUAAAAUAGGGGUCAGUAGUCGGAAAACCUUUUCUUUUUCCUCGCUUCGUUCCUAUUUCUUGGCUAUACCAGCCGAAGAGCGUUUACAAUUCCUGUCCUGGCUCUUCGAGGGUUCGUUGCAGCACUAUGUCUCUCUCUCAACGAGCGAUUUUCCUCAUUAUGCAUCAACGUUAGAACUGGCCCACGAGGAACGGCCAAGCGAAGGAGAGGUAUGCCGACCGGUGGACAAUAAUCAGCUCGAGUAUGAGGUCGAUAAGAUCCUUAGACACAGGGAAGAUGCGCACGGUUCCAUUUCAUACCUCGUCAAAUGGAAAGGUUAUGAAGAAUUGGAGGCCACUUAG
Messenger RNA from Penicillium cinerascens, 903 nucleotides. Its product is annotated as chromo domain-containing protein. The record is from RefSeq and is a predicted model, not a curated record. Lineage: Eukaryota; Fungi; Ascomycota; Eurotiomycetes; Eurotiales; Aspergillaceae. The transcript is spliced from 2 exons. The coding region runs from base 1 to 903 and encodes 300 amino acids.